Toxorhynchites rutilus septentrionalis is the source of this 3626-nucleotide messenger RNA. RefSeq names its product phosphatidate cytidylyltransferase, photoreceptor-specific (gene Cds). Gene Ontology annotation, molecular function: phosphatidate cytidylyltransferase activity. NCBI's taxonomy places the organism in Eukaryota, Metazoa, Arthropoda, Insecta, Diptera, Culicidae. The record is from RefSeq and is a predicted model, not a curated record. The transcript has 8 exons. Bases 587 to 1972 code for a protein of 461 amino acids. Gene Ontology annotation, cellular component: endoplasmic reticulum membrane.
AGUUGUUGUGUUUCGUAUAUGUAUUUAUGAGCGGACCCGUUUAUUCGACAAAACUUCACUUCUUUGGGCCGAUGUUCAUUCAUUCAGAACGCACUGCUCAUUAGUACUGUUCAGAGGUGAUUUGACUUUGUCCAUAUUAUAACACCGAACGGAAAGCAACCUACGAAAAGCGACCAGUGUGUCAGUGUGUACCACGAACCACUUGCAGCGAGAGCUAUGGAAUAAAAGGGAACAACAAUAAUACAAUUUUGACCCAUAAGCCGAAAACAUAUUUCCAAUAGCGUUCCGUGUUUUUCAGUGUGGGGUUUUUGUGUGUGCAGGAGUUGUUUGAAAAAUCUUAUUGAUUAGUGUUGAUCAGUGCUUUAUCUCCGUAUAGAAUGUAAACAAGAAGAAAAUUGCUGACAAAGAAGGCAAGUUCAAUUUAUUCUCCAACAAUUUUUUUUCUAAGUGGUGACAUAUUCUGAAGAAUAUUGGAAGUGUGUGAAUUCAAGUGAGGUGUAAAAACCUCACGAGUGCAAUUUUAGUUAGGUCAACAGAAUAAAAUCAACUUAGAAUCGUUCUUGACAAAGAAAAGGAAGCAUAGAAAAUGAGUGCAGAAGCUGAGCUUCGACGACGGAAUAUUGGCGACGGAGAUUCCUUAGGAGAAUCUCAGCUCAAGCCGGAAGAUAUUAGCAAGCAGCCCCCACAAGAAUCGAACACAGCUGAAAGUUCUGAUCAUGUCGACUCAGAAGAGGAGAAAUUACCAGAAGAAAAAUAUGUUGAAGAAAUGUCCAAAACUCUUCCUCAGGGGACAAAUAAAACCCCAGAAGUCCUCGGCCAAGCACUGAGUGGACUACCAGACAGAUGGAGAAACUGGGUGAUACGGGGUAUUUUCACAAUGAUCAUGAUAUGUGGCUUCUGUCUCAUUAUCUAUGGUGGACCGCUGGCGUUGAUGGUUACGGUUUUUGCAGUGCAGGUGAAAUGUUUCGAGGAAAUCAUAUCCAUCGGGUACUCCGUGUACCGAAUCCACGGCUUGCCAUGGUUCCGCAGCUUAUCUUGGUACUUCCUGGCGACGUCUAAUUACUUCUUCUACGGAGAGCACCUGAUUGAUUAUUUUGGUGUGGCUGUUAACCGAGUGGACUCUCUUCGCUUUCUAGUCAAAUACCACCGCUUCCUUUCGUUCUGUCUGUACUGCAUCGGCUUUGUGUGGUUUGUUCUGUCGCUCGUCAAGAAGUACUACAUCAAGCAGUUCAGUCUGUUUGCAUGGACACACGUUGCCCUGUUGAUUGUGGUCACGCAAAGCUUCCUGGUCAUCCUGAACAUCUUUGAGGGACUGAUUUGGUUUAUUGUGCCGGUCUCGAUGAUCGUCUGUAACGAUGUGAUGGCGUAUAUGUUUGGUUUCUUCUUCGGCCGUACGCCGCUGAUCAAACUUAGCCCGAAGAAAACCUGGGAAGGAUUCAUCGGUGGUGGCUUCGCGACCGUUGUGUUCGGGUUGUUGUUCUCGUACUGGCUGUGCCGCUAUCAGUACUUUGUCUGUCCCAUUCAGUAUUCCGAGAGUGCUGGCCGAAUGACGAUUGAGUGCGAACCGAGCUAUUUGUUCCGGCCGCAGGAAUAUAGCAUCGAUAUGUUGCUGCCGUUUUUGUCAUCCAAAUCGAUCACGAUGUAUCCAUUUAUGCUUCACUCGCUGUCGUUGAGUAUUUUCAGCUCUGUGAUUGGACCGUUUGGAGGAUUUUUCGCGUCGGGAUUCAAGCGGGCAUUCAAGAUCAAGGACUUUGGAGACAUGAUUCCCGGACACGGUGGUAUAAUGGAUCGUUUUGACUGCCAGUUUUUGAUGGCAACAUUCGUCAAUGUGUACAUUUCCAGCUUCAUUCGCUCGGCUUCGCCGCAGAAACUCUUAAACAUGGUUUUCAGUCUCAAACCAGAACAACAGCUGCAGCUGUUUAACCAGUUAAAGGAAAGUCUUGAGGAGCGAAAUAUCAUCAAUCUGAUUUAAGAUAGUCUCUCAUCGUCGUGAGCGGGAUAUGCAGCGUAUAUGAACGAACUAACAUUGCAAUAUUACAUACAUGAAAUUUAAAUAUAUUCAUCAACAAACUACAUUCACAGGACACAUAAACACAUUCGUUUCAAGCGAAGGGCAUUGCGACAAAUGGAUUGAAUCAUAGAAGAAUUACGAAGUUGAAAUCAAAUCCAUUUUUUAUCCCCGUUUGGGGGUGUACCAGCGUCGUAAAUAGACGCGAUUGUUAUGUUAGUGUUGUAUAAGUUCUUUUUAUCUGUAAUUGACGUGAGUUUAUGAGAAAUUUAUAUGAAAUCUAAUGGUUGACCGGCGCCAAGUUUCCAAUGAUUUCAUCAUGGCUUAGUAUUUCAGGAAAAAACGCCGUUCGAAACACUUAUUGUUAUCGACUAUUACUAUUUAAUUGAUGGUAAGCUUUGGCAAAUAAAAUACCUGAUAAUCGCCUUUUCAACGUAUGUUAUAUACACUCGAACUGUAACUAGAGCAUUGACGCUUCUUUAAAAGUGCAGGGUAUGGUGUACAUUCCGAACUUGCUGUGAAAAUUGUCGUUAAUUUCCAUAGCGACCUCAAGUAUGCGUUUUGUUCCUGCUUUCUUCGAAAAAUGUUAGAUAAACCAACCAAAACACGGAAGCAAUUGGUGAAAAAAUCACCAAUCAGACGAUAUCGUUUCUCUUCUCGAAUCCAACUGUGAACAUAAUCCAUUUAAAUCAUUGUGCAAUUCACUCGAUUGGAAUUCUUAAAAAGUCAUCAAUUAUGUGUUUUUUACACGUAAAAUUUUGUUCGAAAACUCAAAAAUUUUACAAAUACAUCAAUUUGCAAUAGUUCUCAAGCUUUAUUGUUUUCACCCCACAGCUGGUUUUAGGAUUACUAUUAGAUUAUCUACGUUGUUAGUGUUAUGUUUUGUCACCAGUUUUAUUUAAUAUUAUAGUUCUGAUAAUCUUCCGAUUGUGAUUCUUGGCAUCAUUCUUCCCCCGAAGCCACCUGUAGCGCGUAAUGUGACAUCCACUGUUCGUUUAGAUUUCAUAACAAAGAAUUUUUCUAGAUAUAAGCCAACAUCUAGAUUCGAAUGACACGACUAGAAUGCGCUAGUCGCGCUCUAACAUAUAUUGAUGGGAGAUAAACAUUUAUUACAAGAAUUGAAACCAAACCAAUGUAAUCGAUCAAAUAAACGGUUCGCUAAAGAGUCUUGCAUACAAAAAACAAAAACCCAAGCAUAUAUGAUAAACUAGUAGAAGAUAAUUCUUGGUGGAGAAGCUGAGAUUAUUAUCACAUACAUAUUUGCUAGAAGAGGACAGCAUAAAAUGAAUGUUACGAAUGAGUAUUUCUAAAUGAAACAAAAUUGACAAAGUUUAUAUCGAUAUGCAAAGAUAAGUAUAUGUAUUGCCACUCAUUGGCUUCAACCCCCUGUAGCUGAAGAUUUGCAGAAAAGAUAUAACAUAUUAUAUUUAGAUGAGUUUAAAGAAAGCGUAAUCUUGAGAUCUAUUAUACAAAAGUAGAAAUUGUGUUAAUGUGAGUACAGGAAAGAUAGAUUCGGUGGACUUUUUUUUGUUUCUUAACGUGGAUAGUAUAUGAGCUGUGAAGCAACCAACUGAAACUCUAGUUGAAAUAAAUAGAACUCCCUUUAUGUAAAUGUGUA